Mycena indigotica is the source of this 2088-nucleotide messenger RNA. RefSeq names its product Acetoacetyl-CoA synthetase. Bases 1 to 2088 code for a protein of 695 amino acids. The record is from RefSeq and is a predicted model, not a curated record. Gene Ontology annotation, biological process: lipid metabolic process. Lineage: Eukaryota; Fungi; Basidiomycota; Agaricomycetes; Agaricales; Mycenaceae. Gene Ontology annotation, cellular component: cytosol. Gene Ontology annotation, molecular function: acetoacetate-CoA ligase activity. The transcript has 11 exons.
AUGGCAGCCCAUAAGCUCGAAGCCCUUUAUCUUCCUCCUGAAUCAACCUCUUUAUCGCGAUUCAAAGACCAAGUGAAUGCAACGCAUGGUCUUUCCCUUUCCAACUACCACGAUCUGUACCGGUGGUCAACUGAAAACAUCGCCGAAUUCUGGUCGGAUGUAUGGGACUUUACUAAUAUCAUCGGCCAGAAGGGCUCCCACGUUAUAGACCAAGAAGCAGCAAUUGCCCACAAUCCACUUUGGUUCAAGAGCGCUGGGAUCAAUUUCGCCGAAAAUAUGUUGAGUUGUCGAUCAACUGAGAAAGUCGCUCUCAUCCAAGCCACUGAGCCCACGCCGCUCCAUCCCACCCCUGAAUUCCGCCGAUGCACCUAUGCCGAGUUGUACGAGCUUGUUGCUGAGCUUGUGUCUUCCCUCUUAGCCAAUGAUAUUAAACCCGGUGACCGCAUCGCCGCCUAUAGUUCCAAUUCUAUCGAGACUGUAGCCCUUUGUCUUGCUACGACCGCAAUCGGUGCUAUCUGGGUCAGCGCGGCAGCGGACUUUGCUCCCGCCGGUGUGGUAGAAAGAUUCGAGCAAGUCCAGCCGAGGAUAAUCUUCGCCGUCAGCGCGGUCGCCUACAACGGCAAGCUUCAUGACCAUAUUCCAAAGGUCAAGAGCCUUCUUGCUGAACUUUCUGCCAAGUCGGUUCCUUCCCCAAAGGUGGUAAUCAUGAACUCUUUGCCAUAUGCGCAAGACAAAUCUGCGUGGCAAGAGGGCUGGAUAGGCUACCCAGACUUCAUUCGGCAAGGCAAAGCAGAGCGACGUGGACUUACGGUCUCCGGGGAAAUUCUUUGGCACCGUACCUCGUUCAACUGGCCACUGUGGAUUCUUUUCUCCUCCGGGUCAACAGGCCGGCCUAAGGCGAUCGUCCAUCGUGCUGGCGGUAUGCUUCUGCAGUCCAAAAAAGAGCUAGCGCUUUGCGCCGAUCUACAGCCCAGCGAUAUUUUCUUCUACUACACAACAACCGGCUGGAUGAUGUGGAACUUUCUGUUAGGUGGCUUGGCUGUGGGUUGCACCCUGGUUCUCUAUGACGGUAGUCCGCUCCGAGAUCCCGCCUUGUUGUGGAGACUGACCGACGAGCUGGGAAUCACCAUUUUUGGCACCAGUGCGAAAUACAUCGAGCAUCUGGCUUCUAAAGGGUACAAACCGUGCGAACACCACGAUCUGAAGACUCUCCGCCAUAUAUAUUCCACUGGCAGUCCACUAUCGGCCGCCUUAUUCGACUAUGUUUAUCAAGACAUCAGUGCGAACGUACUAUUGGGCUCCAUUACUGGCGGAACGGAUAUAUGCUCUCUCUUCGCGGGAAUGUGUUCCGCUUUACCGGUCUAUCGGGGAGAAAUCCAAUGUAGACUGUUAGGCAUGGCGAUUGAGAGCUACAGCGAAGACGGCAAGUGCAACCCACCGGAUGUAGCGGGAGAGUUGGUGUGUCUAAAACCGUUCCCAUGCAUGCCUGCUGGUUUCUGGCCCUUGGAGGGUUUUUCAGACGACAAAGCCGUAGCUGCGGCAAAAGCACGCUAUCAUCAAGCUUACUUUGCUCAACUGGAGGGCGUAUGGUACCACGGAGAUCAUAUCGUCAUAACAAGCUCGCGGCAAGGGAAUGGGGGUGGAGUAGUCAUGCUAGGUCGUUCAGACGGCGUAUUAAAUCCCGGGGGAGUCCGGUUCGGAACUGCCGAGCUUUACGACGUGAUAGAAGCAGCUUUUGGGACGACCGGGAAAAUCGUCGACUGCCUUGCUGUGGGUCAAACCAUUAGUGACUCCGAUGAGAGGGUUGUGCUGUUCGUGAAGCUCCCAGAUGGUCAGGUGUUGGAUCAGACACUAGAGAAGACUAUUAAAGACGAGGUCCGUGCGAGGCGAAGCGCGCGACAUGUUCCCGGAAAGAUUGUGCAAGUGGGAGAUAUACCCUACACCGUAAAUGGCAAGAAGGUGGAGGUCAUCGUGCGAAAAAUAAUCAAUGGAGCAUCCCCCUCCAUCGUUAAUCGUGCAACUCUCGCCAACGAUUGCUUGGAGCUUUAUGAACAGCUGGGAGUUCAGCUCCGGGCCGAAUAUCCAUAA